AACAUGGCCGAUCAGUGAGCUUGGCGGUGUUACGUUCUCCUCCGCUUCGUUAACAUCACCAUUUUUUCCACCAGCAGUCGUUUAUUUUGUGUUCACAAUCAACUAACAUGAUAUCAUCGAUAAUAUCCCGUCUGGUAAUAUUGGUCUUUGGAACACUGUAUCCGGCCUACGCAUCCUAUAAGGCAGUUCGCACCAAAAAUGUCAAGGAAUAUGUAAAAUGGAUGAUGUACUGGAUUGUGUUCGCACUUUUCACCUGUGCCGAGACCUUCACGGAUGUGUUCUUCAGUUUCUGGUUUCCAUUCUACUACGAAAUCAAGAUAAUCUUGGUUCUGUGGCUAUUGAGUCCAGCGACAAAGGGUUCGAGUAUUCUCUACCGACGUUUUGUCCAUCCAGCCUUGAUCAGACGUGAAGCAGAGAUCGACGAUGCCCUAGCUAGAGCCACCGAGCAGGGAUACACAGCAGUCCUGCACCUAGGAACAAAGGGUGUCAACUACGCCACGACAGUACUGAUGCAGACAGCAAUCAAGGGCGGAGGAGGAUUAGUGCAGCAGCUGAAAAAGAGCUACAGUCUGAGUGAUUUGACGGGUGAAAAGGAAGAUGAAAAUAGAAAUACAUCGGCGAUGCAUGACGAGACAGACAUGACAGGGGAACCUCGUCGGAGGGAACACCCGGGAAGACGUGGCUACAGUCCUAGGAGGACGCAAUCCAAUUGCAAUAGGGUGGAGAUGUACUUUUCGGAGGUGGAUGUCGAUGUCAGGCAACCUAGGCCUAGAGAUCCAAUAGCUAGUUUAACGAAUAUUAGGUCAUCGGACGACAUAUCCAGUGGGUACAGCAGUGGUGAAGCUCUGCAACCGCAUCGCAUGACUCCUCACACAGAAUCCCUCAUGAGGACCUCAAGUGUAGGUGCGAGAACGAGGUCAUCGAAACCCCGAGCAGCCGCGAAGAAGGUACCAGAGGAUGAAGAGGAUUGGGAGCUUACCGCGAGGGCCGAGCCCCCCCACACCCUCUCCGAAAUAAGUGCGAAACAAGCCCUGGAGCUUUUGUUCCUCCUCUCUCGAAUAAAUCUCCCUCACAGCUCGUCCGAGGCGCGGGUGACUGAGAUCCAUGAAGACUCAACUGACACGAAAAGCGAAGAUGCAUUCUCUGACGCCUCGUCCUCGAUGGGACACGUGAUGAUUCACGAGGAGAUCCUAGAUAUAUGUGAACUCGAUUCCGAGGGAACUGACACAUCGGCGAAUAGCGAGAAGCCCCUGGCCCUCCCAGAGUCGACAUCAGGAGUUCCAGAACUUCUGGAAAAAACUGCCAAAGAACUCAGUCGAAUAGAUAUGACGAAAAUAACCGAGGAAAUAUGCCAGGAGAAGAUGUCCGAGUUGAAAAGACUCCUGAGUACAGCCCAGAGUGCAGUCUCGAGUCUAGGCAACUCCCACGAGGACCUGACAAAGGAAUCGAGACUUCAGGAGUUGGAGACUGAAAUCCCUGAGGUCUGGACCACUCCCAGCCCUUCGCGAAGUGGUUCUGAGGGAAAGGAUCGAGCCGGAAAGUACCACAAGAAACCAGCACCCAGGGCCCCCGUGACUAUCCAUGGGCCAGAGGGAAUCCAAGCCCUCAGGGCUACUCUCGUCCUCCAACCUGGUACUGUAAAGACCCUCACGCAUGUCGAUAAUCCAGAAAAUAUAUCUGCUAAUCCCACAUCAUCGUCAAGCACUAAAAAAAAGAGGAAGGUCAAGGACGGCCUCUCCAAGUUCCUGGCGAUCCCAAAGAAUUUUUUCCAUAAUUUUCAUAAGGAUCAAGACGAUGUCUCCGUUUCCACCAGGUCGAGGUCAACCAGUGUUGAUUUCCAGGAUGAUUACCUUGAUUUAGGGUCAGGUGGGAGGACUCGGGGCACUGACACUGAUGAUCACCAGCUUUGCGACCCUCCCCCGGAGCAAAAAGACAUCCACGAAGAAGAAGGUGCCAUGAGACACGAACAGCCGUUGCAUUAGGGAAGAGGAUGGUUUGCUCGUAUCAAUAUGAGCAGUUCGUUGCUGAUAAUUCUUGCUCUACGCAUUGAGGAUCGCACAAAUUACGGUGGGAUCAGCUGAAUAAAUCCAACGGCCAAAACGCGCAAUUAAAUUUUUCGAUAUAAAUAUUUGCCAUUCGAGUUCAACGGAGCUAGAUCAUCCGUGGGGAUUUUUUUUAUUGAUCUGAUCGGUUUUGUUUGAACACUACGCUUUAUCAACAUGCAAUAUAUGCACUGAGGGAAAAUCCAAAUGAAAUAUUUCGGCUCAUUAAAACGUAGAGGCAUGUCUAAUUGACAGGAAUUUUUUAUCAGUGCAUAUCUUUAUACCAACGAUUCAUGCUUUGUACUGUAAUUUUUAAUGGAUAUGUACUACACCCAAAGAAAAAAAAUGACUCAUGAAAAGGAAAAUUAAUUAAACAAAUU
Messenger RNA from Fopius arisanus, 2422 nucleotides. RefSeq lists its product as uncharacterized. The transcript is spliced from 9 exons. The record is from RefSeq and is a predicted model, not a curated record. Gene Ontology annotation, cellular component: endoplasmic reticulum membrane; cytoplasmic microtubule. Gene Ontology annotation, molecular function: microtubule binding. The coding region runs from base 108 to 1982 and encodes 624 amino acids. Lineage: Eukaryota; Metazoa; Arthropoda; Insecta; Hymenoptera; Braconidae.